UGUGGAUAUCCAGAACAUACGUCCUGAAAGUACGUUUGAAGAUGACGAAUUUAUUGAUGAGACUGUUUUAUGCACUUGUCUUGCACUCUACUCCUUUGAAGCCACGGAGGGAUCAUCAUUGAGUUUACAUGCUGAUGAGACAUAUGAUGUUAUGGAGUACGACAGUGGAGAUGGUUGGACUCGAGUACGGAAGGGCAACGAAGAAGGAUAUGUGCCAACCUCUUACAUACAGAUUGGAUAAACUAUAUACUAAUUAUAUGAUUUCGUAUAGAUUAAUGGAGGGGCGAUUUUGGUACAUACUACACAAACACACACAAACAUGUUGCAUUUAUACAUUCAUGCAUAGUCCCUAUAAAAAAUAACAUA
Messenger RNA from Anneissia japonica, 366 nucleotides. RefSeq names its product formin-binding protein 1-like. Gene Ontology annotation, molecular function: protein binding. The transcript has 2 exons. NCBI's taxonomy places the organism in Eukaryota, Metazoa, Echinodermata, Crinoidea, Comatulida, Comatulidae. The annotation marks the transcript as partial. The record is from RefSeq and is a predicted model, not a curated record.